Molecule: messenger RNA, 1809 nt
Organism: Nestor notabilis (Kea)
Lineage: Eukaryota; Metazoa; Chordata; Aves; Psittaciformes; Psittacidae
Gene: SHTN1
Product: KIAA1598 ortholog
Exons: 16
Coding region: 115-1809 (564 amino acids)
Source: RefSeq, a predicted model, not a curated record
GAAUAUGAAGAGCUUAGAGCAGAAAAUAAGAAAACGAAAGAAGAGUGUGACAAAAUCAAGCAAGAACGAGAUGAAGCUGUCAAAAAACUGGAGGAGUUUCAGAAAAUUUCUCACAUGGUUAUUGAGGAAGUAAACUGUAUUCAGAACCAUCUUGAAAUUGAGAAGACGUGCCGUGAAAGUGCUGAGGCUUUGGCUUCUAAGCUGAACAAAGAGAAUAAGACCUUGAAAAGAAUUAGUAUGCUUUAUAUGGCAAAACUGGGCCCAGAUAUUAUCACCGAAGAGAUUAACAUUGAUGAGGAUGAUUCAUCCACAGAUACAGAAGCUAACUCUGGAUCAUGCAAUUCUGUGCAUUGUCAGCAGCAAAUAAAAGAGCUGCGAGAUCAAAUCGUAUCUGUUCAUGAGGAAAAGAAGACCUUGGCCAUUGAACUGGAAAACCUGAGGUGCAAACUUGUAGAAGUAAUUGAAGAAGUAAAUAAAGUGAAAGAAGAAAAAGCUGCUUUGACAUCAGAAGUUAAUAAGCAGCAAAAACUGUUGGAGAAAUGUAACAGAGUGUCUGUGCUGGCAGUAGAGGAAUAUGAAGAGCUUCAUGUAAACUUUGAACUGGAAAAGAACCUGCGGAAGAAAGCAGAGUCAUUUGCACAAGAGAUGUUUAUUGAACAAAACAAGAUGAAAAGGCAAAGUCAAUUGCUUCUGCAGAGUUCUGCUCCUGAUCAACAGCUUCUGAAGGCUUUGGAUGACAAUGCUAAGCUAACCCACACAUUAGAAGAAGAGAGGCUUCAACACCAACAAAAGAUCAAAGAAUUGGAAGAGCAGCUAGAGAAUCAAGCUCUGCAUAAGGAGAUCAGUCGUCUUAAACAGCAACUAGAACUUUUGGAAGAAGAUAAAAAGGAGCUAGAGCUCAAGUGUCAGCACUCAGAAGAAAAAGCUAGAGACCUAAAGCAUUCAGUUGAUGAGCUUCAAAAACGAGUUCAGCAGUCAGAAAAUCCUGCACCACCUCCUCCACCACCACCACCUCCUCCUCUUCCUCCUCCCCCUCCUCCUAACCCUAUACGGUCUCUCAUGUCAAUGAUUCGCAAGAGAUCUCACUCCAACACCAACGUGAGCAAGAAGGAGAAACCUCCUCAGCAGGAGUCUGGUGAAGAAGUUACGGAUCUGAAGAGACAAGCUGUUGAAGAAAUGAUGGACAGAAUUAAAAAGGGAGUUCAUCUGAGACCAGUCAACCAGUCAAGCAGGCCUAAAACAAAGCCAGAAACACCAAAGCCCUCUGAAAGUGCAAUGAAAGAAUUAAAAGGGAUUCUGGAAACACUGAAUAAGUCCACUAGUUCCCGAAGCUUGAAGUCCCUUGAAACAGACAGCAGUGAAACAGAGCUGGAGCGAGUGCUGCGGCGCCGGAAAGUGACCACAGACCAGGACAGUGGCAGUCCCACUGGAACCUUGGCCACAUCAGAAUCAAAAUCUCUGCCUGUGCUAGGUUCUGGAGCCAGUGCUGCACAAACAGCCUUGAAAAAGAAAGACCUGGAGAUGCAAUUCAGUUCCCAAGUUCCUGACUCAGGUCCCGCCUCUAACCAGCUUAAGGGUGACACAGGCUCCAAGCCUACACUACAAUCAACUAGUCAUCCAGAAUUCACAAGAAAAGCUUCUAGCAGUGAGGCAGAAUCCGUGGUGGUUUUAGAUCCCAUGUCCACCAGUGGGGAGCAGAUGUCUGAAGCCGCGCUGAGCCAGAACAAAAUGAGAGAAGGAAAAAGCAAGCCCCUGCAUAAAGAAACUGCUGUUGGGAAAAUCAAGGAAACAGACAGUUCUAACUGUUAG